CGUAUUAAGGGAUUAUUGGAGACUAUUUUUCAUUUCCUUGAAUCCAUCACCAUUCCAUUACAAAUGAAUUACGGUUACAAAAUCGGCAAUUCCCUAAAAUUGAACCAUUUUUUUUCGAAAUUUAACCCUAAUUAUUCCUUUUAGUGAGCAUUCGAAUUGAAGGGUUUCGCCAAUCAAACAGAUAGUAAUGGGUCGACAUCCUACCCAUGGAGCCCCUUCUUUUCGUUUUCACCCGGCUGAGGUUGCACAAAUGGAAUCUAUUUUACGAGAACAUGCUGGUCAAGUGCCUGCCAGGGAGUUUCUUAUGUCUCUUGCUGAAAAAUUCAGCAACUCACCGGAGCGAUCCGGAAAAAUCAGCGUACAAAUGAAGCAGGUUUGGAAUUGGUUUCAAAAUAGGCGUUAUGCACUUAGGUCAAAAUUGGUAAAGUCGCCUGGAAAGUCGCAUAUGCCACCAAAUCCUCAGGGUGAAGUUGCUACAUUGAGGAAUUUAUCUCCUGUUCCACAACAGGCACCUAUACCAACAGGUCACAAUAUGGUACGAAAUUCAUCUGAAAAUCCUUUGAUGGAAUUUGAAGCCAAGUCUGCUAGGGAUGGUGCAUGGUAUGAUGUUCAGCAAUUUCUUUCUCAUAGAUAUCUUGAGACUGGUAAUCCUGAAGUUCUUGUCCGUUUUGCUGGAUUUGGGCAAGAAGAGGAUGAGUGGGUCAAUAUUCGCAAACAUGUCAGACAACGGUCUCUCCCAUGUGAAGCAUCAGAGUGUAUUGUAGUUCUUCCUGGAGAUCUCAUACUUUGCUUUCAGGAAGGAAAAGACCAGGCUCUUUACUUUGAUGCUCAUGUCCUUGAUGCUCAAAGGAGGAGACAUGAUUUGAGAGGCUGUCGUUGUAGAUUUCUGGUUCGUUAUGAUCAUGAUCAGUCUGAGGAAAUUGUGCCACUAAGGAAAGUUUGUCGUCGACCAGAGACUGAUUACAGGUUGCAGCAGCUUCAUACUACAAAUGAAUCAGCAUCUGCAUCUGUUUCUGGAGAUUCAAUUAAGCCUACAGUUGACCCUGUCUUUAGUACCAUGUCAGGGAUGACUAGUCCCAAUCCAAGUGCCGCCAUCGCAUUUCCUUCUUCAACAACUAUAAAUGCUACUACUAGUGUUCUGCAUUCAGCUUCAGCUGGAAUUUCUAAUCCAUCUUCAACUCUAAUUUCUGCUUCAGCUCCAUCUUUGACCCCAAAAUCUGCUCCUACUUCUUCAUCAUCUAUGACUAUGGUUCCAGUAUUUUCUCCAAGUCCAUCUUCAUCUUCGAUUCCAUUUUCUGCUCCAAGUCCAUCAUAUACUCAAACUUCUGCUACUACUUUAUCUUGGACUCCAGUUUCUGCUCCAAAUCCAUCUUUGACACCAAGUCCUUCUCCAACUCCUUCUCUGCUUCCAAUUUCUGCACCUACUUCAACAGCGAUUCAAGCUCAAUCUCCUGGUCCAGCCCUGGUUUCUGCUCCAUCUUCAUCUCCGACUCUGAUUUCUGUCGCAAGUCCUCCCCCAGCUCCGGUUUCAGUUCAAUCCUCAACACUUGUUGCAGCUCCAGAAUUGGUAAAGACUGAGUGAUAAACCAGCUACUUCAGUAGGUGAAGCCUCCUCUCAGGAAAACAUCAACCCAGGUACUGCAAGCAUUAUUGUGGAAAUCAAGAAGGAAGAUAGCAGUAUUCCAGAAACUACUACUACUAUAUUUGCUGGAAGCUCCAUGUCCCAGGGAGAAAUGAGUGAUAACGCCACCAAAACAGUUCCCGCACCAGAAAAGAUGGGUAGUAUUGCACCAAACGAACCUAUAACAGUCAGUGCUGCAGCACGGAAGGUCCUCCGAUUGUCUCAAUAGAGGCAGAGUGCUCUAAUCCGAUUUCAUCAACCAACGAUUCAAAGGAAUAAUAGUAGUAGCCUUGUCCAUGGUAAUUUCAUGAGUAAACUUUAUUUUUAGCUAUAUCUUAUAGGCAAUGAGUUGGGAAUUUUCUUUACCUAGUUAAGAAGUUCUUAAGAAGUAUUUUAUUAUCUUGGGAAUGUUUUAUAUGUGUUGUACAAAUUAGUGAUAUUUGUUUAUAUAUAUUAACAAAUACAGAUAUAUGCCCGUUCUUCCAUAGUAAUAGUGUGACUUUUGAUACUUUAUAACUGAA
Molecule: messenger RNA, 2142 nt
Organism: Amaranthus tricolor (Joseph's coat)
Lineage: Eukaryota; Viridiplantae; Streptophyta; Magnoliopsida; Caryophyllales; Amaranthaceae
Product: protein SAWADEE HOMEODOMAIN HOMOLOG 2
Exons: 9
Coding region: 188-1582 (464 amino acids)
Molecular function (GO): DNA binding; chromatin binding
Source: RefSeq, a predicted model, not a curated record